AUGCCUAAACAUGUUAGUAGCGAAGAUCUUAUAGCUGCGAGAGGUAAUGAUGCAACUAGUUCAGUUACUGCAGCAAAUUCUACAAUUGCGACACAUAAAUCUACUAUUGGCGGGAGUAACGGAGCGAGUCUCAAUACCAAUAUAACCGAGCCUUCAUUAUUACAAACGGAUGGUAGUGGCGAUGGUGAUGGUGGUGGUGAUGAUGAUGGUGAACAGUCGCCAAAAGUUUAUCCAAGGUCCUCCUCCGCUUUGGAAGAUCCAGCUAAUGAAACGAGCGCAUUGUUGCCGCGAUAUAACAACAAUGAAAAUAAUGAUGAAGAAGAAGAUGACGGUAACGGUGACGAUGACGAUGACGAUGACAACAUGAGUCGAAUUAUUAAGCUUGCAAAAAGACCUAGUUUUAUUUGGACAUUUUGUCUUGGAGUUGUUGCUAUAAUUAUCUUUGAACUAACGUUUUUACCAAGAACCUCACUAGCGAGAGAUUAUAGGAGGUGGCACGGCAUUCAUUUGACUAAAGCUGAUGUGAAACGAAAUUUCAUACAAAUAACAGGAAUAGGUAAAAGUCUUACAAACCUAACUACUGAAGAGUUUAUAAACACUUGGUUGACCAACUUUACACUGAUAAACAACAAGUCAAAGUAUAAUCUCAUACAUGACGAUAAUCCUGAGUUGACUUUUUACAUUGAGUCCAAUUUCAAGAAUUUUGGGUUAAAAGUGGAAAAGUUUAGCUACAAAGCGUGUGUUCCCAAACCUGAAAGCUCAAGUUUGAGAUUACUAGACUCACAAAAUGUCCCCAUUUACCUGUGUGAUAUAUUGGAGCCAAAUUUUAAAACCCCUGCGUUUUACGGGUUUGGAGUUGAUGCAAAUGUUUCAGGUCAUUAUAUAUUUGUGAAUCAAGGAACUCCCCAAGAUUAUCAAAAGCUUUUGCGAAAUGAUAUACCAUUGAAUGGGAAAAUAUUCAUUAUCAAAACACAUCUCGAUGAGAGAAAUAUCACCGUUGGAGAGAAAUUGGCCCUUGCAGAACACCACGGCGCCAUUGGUGUUUUGACCUAUUUUGAAGUACCUGAUAUCGGCAAUGAAGACUCAAAGUCACCAAAUAUCAACCUUGGUAUUUCCAGAGGUUGCAAUGACAAACGAGUUAAAAUUCCAGUUGUGCCAAUAAGCAAAAAGUUGGUGACACCUAUCUUAAAAACACAACCCACACCUCUGAAUAUUAAGACAUUUGCUAAAUGGGAUUACCAGCCACAAUCUAGGUACAAUUUCAAGCUUGAGUUAAACUCAGUGUACUCGUAUGAUGAAACUCCACGAAAACUUACCAAUGUCGUAGGGACACUUAAAGGUAUUAUGAAUGAUGCCGAUAUUAUUAUUGGAGCUAGGCGAGACUCCUAUACUUUGAACAAUCCAUUAUCGGGCCAUGCUAUCAUGUUUGAAGUUAUGAGGAAUUACCAAAGAUUAAUAAAACAAGGCUGGAAACCAUUGAGGAAUAUAAAGUUUGUUUCAUGGGAUGCAUCGCAUUUAGACUUAUUGGGUGUUGAAGCUUUCACAAAUGACUCCAGCGUGUUCGAUCCAACGAGGCCAGUUCUUUCAUACAUAAAUAUCAAUGGCGAUGCGGUAACCGGAAGUAAUUUCAAUGUAGACUCGAACCCGUUAUUUAAUCAUUUAUUACGCAAAACCUCAAAGCUAAUUCCUAUACCGAAAGAAGCAACAAUGAUGAAAACUUUGAGUGAUACAAAACACAAGUUAUUUUUUGACGACGAUGACGACGAUGAUAAUGAUGAUGAUGAUGAUGAUGAUGAUGAUGAUGAUGAUGAAAGCUACACGACAUUACACCGAUACUGGCAAAAACAGGACAAUUUAAGCAUCAAUAAUAAUCUCGGGUGGUCUGCGUUUUCCUCGGAGUCAAAGAUCUUUCAACAACACCUUUCUACGCCAACCAUUGAUUUAAAGUUCACGAACAAUGAAAAGAGAGAUGGCGCUAGGUAUAUACCAAAUUCCAAUUAUUACUCUCGUGAAUGGUUAAUCAAACAGUCAAUUGACAAUGACUUGUUGCUUCAUGGGUCAUUAAUCAGAUUUAUUGGGUUGUUGGGAAUCAGUUUGAGUGAACAUGAAGUUGUUGAUUAUCGGACGUAUGCAUACAUUAGGAAAAUCGAGUCAUUUUAUAAGACUUUUUUGGAAAGUGAGGAGCAAAAGUUGAAAGCUUGGGACCAAAAGUUAGUUCCAAGCUACCUCAUAUAUAAAUAUUCGAUUUUCCAACACCUUGAUACCGAUGCGCCUGUUGCUUUUCAUCAAAUAGUAAAUCAAUUUACAAAACUCUUGAAUGAGACGGUACAGCAAUCAAAGAUAUUUGAUGAAUGGAAUAAACAAGUUGAAGAUGGAUUAACAAGAGAUUAUCCAUGGUAUAGAUACUACAAGAAACUUCAACAUUUUGCCCAAUUUAAAGUUUCCAAUUAUAAAUUGUUACAUUUGGAAAGGGAUAUGAAGUUGAAUGAUCAAGACUAUAUUUACUUAGCAAGCAAACUGCCACACGGACAAGGCAAUGGCAAUGACGAUGAGACAGAACUGGAUGGUAUUUUAGAGGGCAGUGGUUCACCAGACAAGGAGUAUUACUAUGAUUCAGUCAUUUACGGGAAUGCCAAAUUCAAUGUAAAAAACAACGAGGUAUGGUAUAAAAAUCGUUUGAUAAAGAGUACUUUUACAUAUUUAUACGAGGCUAUAGAUGGUGAUGAUUAUGAGUCAACGGUAAAAUGGUUUGUUUUGAUUUACGAAAAGUUUACAAACAUACAGUAUAAAAUGACGUAA
Lodderomyces oxycetoniae is the source of this 2799-nucleotide messenger RNA. RefSeq lists its product as uncharacterized. Lineage: Eukaryota; Fungi; Ascomycota; Pichiomycetes; Serinales; Debaryomycetaceae. The record is from RefSeq and is a predicted model, not a curated record. Gene Ontology annotation, molecular function: carboxypeptidase activity. The transcript has a single exon. Bases 1 to 2799 code for a protein of 932 amino acids.